Impatiens glandulifera is the source of this 6332-nucleotide messenger RNA. Its product is annotated as DNA-directed RNA polymerase II subunit RPB1. The record is from RefSeq and is a predicted model, not a curated record. The coding region runs from base 515 to 6013 and encodes 1832 amino acids. Gene Ontology annotation, cellular component: RNA polymerase II, core complex. Gene Ontology annotation, molecular function: DNA binding. Lineage: Eukaryota; Viridiplantae; Streptophyta; Magnoliopsida; Ericales; Balsaminaceae. Gene Ontology annotation, biological process: transcription by RNA polymerase II. The transcript has 14 exons.
AACCAAAACCAAAAGCCGCAAGAAGAAUGAAAAACAGACUUCUCUUCUAGAGCUCUGUCUCUCUGCCAAGGUCAUCAGAUUUCUGCUACAGAUUCUUCCAUAAGCUUUCAAUCUCUCGUCGAUUUUCUCCCCCGAUUACGAUUCUUAACUGAUCGUCGACUCAUCUUCUGCCGAUCGAUCGACCGACAUCAUCUCACCCGUAUAUUUCCGAUCUCCGUCAAACCCUACCCUACCCUACUGCGGAACCCUUUAGCUUUCUUGUUCUGAAAUUUCUUCUCGCCAGCCAUCCUUGGAGGCUAAUCUCAAAACCCUAGUUGCUCUUCUUCCCGGAAAUCAACCACAAGAGACUUCCUUUCGGAUUUCGAUACACUAUUUUUAUUUUUUCAAUUUAUUGAAUUUCUUCACAUACUUUCAGAUGCUAGUAGGGUUUUUAUCCCGGAAUUGUCGAACUGUUCUUCCACAGUGAUUUGAGAUAUUUCCUGUUCUUGGAGAUUUCAUUCUGUUUGUAUAAGUCAUGGAUGUUCGGUUUCCACAUUCUCCCGCCGAGGUGGCCAAAGUCCGCUGCGUUCAGUUUGGAAUUCUUAGCCCCGAUGAGAUUAGACAAAUGUCAGUGGUGCAGAUCGAGCACGGUGAGACAAUGGAGAGGGGGAAGCCAAAGCCAGCUGGUCUAAGUGAUCCUCGGCUUGGUACAAUUGACAGGAAAAUGAAGUGUGAGACAUGUAUGGCUAACAUGGCUGAGUGUCCUGGCCACUUCGGGCACAUGGAGCUCGCAAAGCCCAUGUUCCAUAUUGGUUUUCUAAAGACUGUGCUUUCUAUUAUGCGAUGUGUCUGCUUCAAUUGCUCAAAGAUACUUGCAGAUGAGGAUGAUCACAAAUUUAAGCAAGCCCAGAAAAUCAGAAAUCCAAAGAACAGGCUUAGAAAGAUUUUGGAUGCUUGCAAGAACAAAACUAAAUGUGAAGGCGGUGAUGAUAUUGAAACUCAAGGACAAGAGUCUGAUGAGCCGGCCAAGAAAAGUCGAGGGGGUUGUGGUACUCAGCAGCCUAAAAUCUCCAUUGAAGGUAUGAAAAUGAUAGCCGAGUACAAGAUUCAGAAAAAGAAAAGCGAUGACCCUGAGCAGUUACCUGAGCCAGUGGAAAGAAAGCAACAACUUACUGCUGAAAGGGUGCUGAAUGUGCUGAAGCGUAUAACUGAUGAAGACUGCAAAUUGCUAGGCCUAAAUCCGGAGUUUGCUCGUCCUGAUUGGAUGAUUUUGCAAGUGCUCCCUAUACCUCCUCCUCCUGUGAGGCCUUCUGUAAUGAUGGAUGCAUCUGCGCGCAGUGAGGAUGACUUAACCCAUCAGUUGGCUAUGAUCAUCAGACAUAAUGAAAAUUUGAGGAAACAGGAGAGAAAUGGGGCUCCUGCACAUAUUAUCUCAGAAUUUGCACAGCUUUUGCAGUUUCAUGUAGCUACAUACUUUGACAAUGAUCUACCUGGUCAGCCAAGGGCUACACAGAGAUCUGGCCGACCCAUUAAGUCAAUAUGCAGUAGGCUUAAGGCUAAGGAAGGUCGUAUUAGAGGUAAUUUGAUGGGGAAGCGCGUUGACUUUUCAGCCCGAACAGUUAUUACUCCAGAUCCAACAAUCAAUAUUGAUCAGCUUGGAGUACCAUGGAGUAUUGCUUUGAAUUUAACAUAUCCAGAAACUGUUACUCCGUACAACAUUGAAAGGUUGAAGGAGCUAGUUGAGUAUGGCCCUCAUCCUCCUCCUGGGAAAACUGGAGCGAAGUACAUAAUCAGAGAAGAUGGUCAGAGGCUCGAUCUAAGAUAUUUGAAGAAAAGUAGUGAUCACCAUCUGGAGCUUGGUUACAAGGUGGAACGGCAUUUAAAUGAUGGGGACUUUGUCCUUUUCAAUAGACAGCCAAGUUUGCAUAAGAUGUCCAUAAUGGGACACCGAAUCAAAAUUAUGCCAUGGUCUACUUUCCGGUUAAACUUGUCAGUUACAUCUCCAUACAAUGCAGAUUUUGAUGGAGAUGAAAUGAAUAUGCAUGUUCCUCAAUCAUUUGAAACCAGAGCAGAAGUUCUAGAGCUGAUGAUGGUACCCAAAUGUAUCGUAUCACCUCAAGCAAAUCGACCCGUUAUGGGUAUUGUUCAGGAUACUCUUUUAGGCUGUCGCAAGAUAACCAAGAGAGACACAUUUAUUGAGAAGGAUGUUUUCAUGAACAUACUGAUGUGGUGGGAGGAUUUUGAUGGAAAGAUACCUGCACCAGCUAUUUUGAAGCCUAGACCUCUUUGGACUGGGAAGCAAGUAUUUAACCUGAUCAUUCCCAAGCAGAUAAAUUUAUUAAGGACAUCGGCUUGGCAUUCAGAAUCAGAAACUGGAAAUAUAACUCCAGGUGACACCCACGUUCGAAUUGAAAGGGGUGAACUUAUUUCAGGCACCCUUUGUAAGAAAACGCUUGGGACGGGCACAGGAAGUCUUAUCCACGUAAUUUGGGAGGAAGUUGGACCUGAUGCUGCUCGCAAGUUCUUGGGGCACACUCAGUGGCUUGUCAACUAUUGGCUUUUGCAAAAUGGUUUCAGCAUGGGAAUUGGAGACACAAUUGCUGAUGCUGCAACUAUGGAAAAGAUUAAUGAAACUAUUUCUAAGGCUAAGAAUGACGUGAAAUUACUGAUUAGCGAGGCCCAAGAUAAGAAACUGGAGCCUGAACCUGGGCGAACUAUGAUGGAUUCUUUUGAGAAUAGAGUGAAUCAGGUGCUAAACAAAGCUCGUGAUGAUGCUGGAAGUAGUGCUCAAAAGAGCUUAGCAGAGAGUAAUAAUCUAAAGGCAAUGGUUACAGCAGGGUCGAAAGGGAGUUUCAUUAACAUAUCACAGAUGACUGCUUGUGUGGGACAACAAAAUGUUGAGGGUAAACGUAUACCUUAUGGUUUCAUAGGUCGGACUCUUCCCCAUUUCACAAAGGAUGAUUACGGGCCUGAAAGUCGUGGGUUUGUGGAGAACUCUUAUUUACGUGGUUUGACCCCACAAGAAUUCUUUUUCCACGCCAUGGGUGGUAGAGAAGGUUUGAUUGAUACAGCAGUCAAAACCUCGGAGACAGGUUACAUUCAAAGGAGGCUAGUAAAAGCUAUGGAAGAUAUCAUGGUUAAAUAUGACGGUACAGUUAGGAACUCAUUGGGGGAUGUUAUUCAGUUUCUAUAUGGAGAGGAUGGUAUGGAUUCUGUGUGGAUUGAAUCGCAGAAGUUGGAUUCCCUUAAAAUGAAAAAAUUCGAGUUUGACAAGACUUUUAGAUUCGAGUUUGACGAUGAGAAGUGGAAGCCAGAUUACUUGUCGCCAGAGCAUGUGGAGGAUAUAAGAAGUAUCAAGGAGCUGAGGGAUGUGUUUGAUGCCGAAGUCCAGAAACUCGAAGCAGAUAGACUUCAGCUAGGAACAGAAAUUACCACAACUGGUGAUAACUCUUGGCCUAUGCCAGUAAAUCUGAAAAGAUUGAUUUGGAAUGCACAAAAAACCUUUAAAGUCGACACUAGAAAAGCUUCUGGUCUCCAUCCAAUGGAGGUCGUGGAAGCUGUUGACAAGCUACAGGAGAGGUUGAAGGUUGUUCACGGCGAUGACUUGUUGAGCAUGGAAGCACAAAAGAAUGCCACCACUUUCUUCAAUAUUCUUCUUCGUAGUACACUUGCUAGCAAGAGGGUUCUGAAGGAGUAUAAGCUUUCCCGAGAGGCAUUUGACUGGGUUGUUGGUGAGAUUGAAUCCCGGUUUUUACAAUCCCUCGUGGCACCGGGGGAAAUGAUUGGUUGUGUCGCUGCUCAAUCCAUAGGUGAACCUGCUACACAGAUGACUCUAAAUACUUUCCAUUAUGCUGGUGUGAGUGCCAAAAAUGUUACUCUUGGUGUUCCUCGACUGAGAGAGAUUAUCAACGUGGCAAAGAAAAUCAAAACUCCUUCUCUUUCUGUUUACCUAAAGCCUGAAGUCAACAAGACGAAAGAGAAUGCCAAGAACAUCCAGUGUGCUUUAGAAUACACCACUCUUCGAAGUGUAACAGAGGCGACUGAGGUGUGGUACGAUCCGGAUCCAAUGAGCACGCUCAUAGAAGAGGAUUCCGAAUUCGUGAAGUCUUAUUACGAAAUGCCCGACGAAGAAAUCGACCCCGACAAAAUUUCGCCAUGGUUGCUUCGUAUAGAGUUGAAUCGGGAGAUGAUGGUUGAUAAAAAGCUGAGCAUGGCCGACAUUGCGGAGAAGAUAAAUCUCGAGUUUGAUGAUGAUCUGACUUGUAUAUUCAACGACGAUAACGCUGAGAAACUGAUCCUUCGAAUCCGUAUCAUGAACGACGACUCUCGGAAAGGGGACGCCCAAGAUGAAUCUGCUGAAGACGACGUCUUCCUUAAAACGAUCGAAAGUAACAUGCUGACGGAGAUGGCACUUCGAGGCAUACCCGAUAUCAACAAGGUUUUCAUUAAGAAUGGUAAAAUUAAUAGGUUCGACGAGGACGAGGGAUUCAAGCCGGAGAUCGAAUGGAUGCUCGACACAGAAGGUGUCAAUCUUUUGGCGGUUAUUUGCAAUGAAAACGUUGAUGCACGACGAACAACCAGCAACCACUUGAUCGAAGUAAUUGAAGUCCUUGGCAUCGAAGCAGUCCGUCGAUCCCUUCUGGAUGAAUUACGUGUUGUCAUAUCAUUUGACGGAUCUUAUGUGAACUACAGACAUCUUGCGAUAUUAUGCGAUACCAUGACCUACCGAGGUCACUUAAUGGCCAUAACUCGUCACGGCAUAAACAGAAACGACACCGGUCCGUUGAUGAGAUGCUCGUUCGAGGAAACUGUGGACAUUCUACUAGAUGCUGCUGUUUAUGCCGAAUCAGACUAUCUGAAGGGCGUUACCGAAAAUAUAAUGCUCGGCCAGCUGGCACCCAUCGGCACAGGCAGUUGCUCUUUGUAUCUGAACGAGCCGAUGCUUCAGCAAGCCAUCGACAUCCAGCUCCCUAGUUACAUGGAUGGUUUGGAUUUUGGCAUGACCCCUGCUCGGUCCCCAGUAACUGGAACUCCUUAUCACGACGGCAUGAUGUCACCUAAUUAUUUGUUAAGCCCUAAUCUCCGUUUAUCACCAAUCAACACGGAUGCCCAGUUUUCUCCUUAUGUUGGCGGAAUGGGAUUCUCUCCAAUGUCUUCUCCCGGGUACAGCCCAUCUUCUCCCGGGUAUAGCCCAUCAUCUCCCGGGUACAGUCCCACAUCUCCUGGGUACAGUCCCACAUCUCCCGGGUACAGCCCAACAUCACCCGGGUACAGCCCCACUUCACCAACUUAUAGCCCAAGCUCUCCAGGGUACAGUCCGACGAGUCCAACAUAUUCACCAACUUCCCCUAGUUAUAGUCCGACAUCCCCUAGCUACAGUCCGACAUCCCCUAGCUACAGUCCUACUUCUCCAAGCUACAGUCCUACAUCACCCAGCUACAGUCCUACAUCUCCAAGUUAUAGCCCGACCUCUCCGGCUUACAGCCCGACCUCCCCUGCAUACAGUCCGACCUCACCGUCUUACAGCCCUACUUCACCUUCUUACAGCCCUACUUCACCUUCUUAUAGUCCGACUUCUCCUUCCUACAGCCCUACAUCUCCGGCUUAUAGCCCGACUUCUCCAGGAUAUAGUCCAACAUCUCCGAGUUAUAGUCCAACUUCACCAAGCUACAGUCCUACAUCGCCGAGUUACAAUCCAUCGUCUGCGAAAUACAGUCCAUCUCUUGCUUAUUCUCCUAGCAGUCCGAUACUUUCACCAUCCAGCCCAUACAACGCAUCAUCUCCAAAUUACAGCCCAACAUCGCCUUCUUAUUCACCAACAUCACCGACAUAUUCUCCUUCCAGCCCGUCAUACAGCCCAAGCAGCCCAUAUGGUUCUGGGGUGAGCCCGGAUUACAGCCCUAGUGCAGCGCAGUACAGUCCGAGUGCUGGUGGGUACUCACCAAGUGCCCCUGGAUAUUCUCCGUCGUCUACAAGCCAGUUCUCACCACAGAUGAGCAAAGACGACAAAAGCAGCAUUAAGAAGAGGCCUUGACCAAAACCAAGAAGCUAUUUUAUAAUAGAGACCUGGCUUGUCUGUUUGGCUAUGCAUUUUUCAUUUCUAGUUGAUCUGGAAAAGUAGUAUAUAGCUAUUGUUAUGUGUUGUGUUGCACUCUCAACUGCAUAAUGCUCUUUCUCUGAUUCAGUAAAUGCUGUUGGAUACAAGCUAAUGAUUUUUUUAACGUUUUGAUCUUAGUUUUAAGGAAUGAUAGAUAUUAUGAACAAUUUAUAUAAUAUAUGAGGCUACUUUCUAGAUUCAGUAUGGAAAUUGAUAUAGCUCACAAGUUUGUACCCAAAAAAGGAUGUUUUGUUUA